Messenger RNA from Acanthosepion pharaonis, 1116 nucleotides. NCBI's taxonomy places the organism in Eukaryota, Metazoa, Mollusca, Cephalopoda, Sepiida, Sepiidae. The record is from the annotation of a GenBank genome assembly.
AUGAGAAGGAAUCGUAUGGAACACUUCUCAUCUCCUAUCCUCAUCCGCCUUAACUGCUAUCCUCGUCGGCCUCAACUGCUAUCCUCUGCCGUCUCACCUGCUAUCCUCUUCCGUCUCACCUGCUAUCCUCAUCCGCCUCAACUGCUAUCCUCUUCCGUCUCACCUGCUAUCCUCGUCCGCCUCAACUAUCCUCUUCCGUCUCACCUGUUAUUCUCAUCCGCCUCAACUGCUAUCCUCAUCCGCCUCAACUGCUAUCCUCUUCCGUCUCACCUGCUAUCCUCGUCCGCCCCAACUGCUAUCCCUCUGCCGUCCCACCUGCUAUCCUCUUCCGUCUCACCUCCCCCAUCCGCCUCAACUGCUAUCCUCUUCCGUCUCACCUGCCAUCCCCUCGUCCGCCUCAACUGCUAUCCUCUUCCGUCUCACCUGCUAUCCCAUCCGCCUCAACUGCUAUCCCCCAUCCGCCUCAACUGCUAUCCUCCCGUCUCAACUGCUAUCCUCGUCCGCCCUCAACUGCUAUCCUCUGCCGUCUCACCUGCUAUCCUCUUCCGUCUCACCUGCUAUCCUCAUCCGCCUCAACUGCUAUCCUCUUCCGUCCCACCCUGCUAUCCUCGUCCGCCUCAACUGCUAUCCUCUUCCGUCUCACCUGCUAUCCCUCAUCCGCCUCAACUGCUAUCCUCAUCCGCCUCAACUGCUAUCCUCUUCCGUCUCACCUGCUAUCCUCGUCCGCCUCAACUGCUAUCCUCUGCCGUCUCACCUGCUAUCCUCUUCCGUCUCACCUGCUAUCCUCAUCCGCCUCAACUGCUAUCCUCUUCCGUCUCACCUGCUAUCCUCGUCCGCCUCAACUGCUAUCCUCUUCCGUCUCACCUGCUAUCCUCAUCCGCCUCAACUGCUAUCCUCAUCCGCCUCAACUGCUAUCCUCUGCCGUCUCACCUGCUAACCUCGUCCGCCUCAACUGGUAUCCUCUGCCGUCUCACCUGCUAUCCUCAUCCGCCUCAACUGCUAUCCUCUGCCGUCUCACCUGCUAUCCUCAUCCGCCUCAACUGCUAUCCUCUUCCAUCUUACCUGCUAUCCUCACCCGCCUCACCCAAGAGGAUAGUGAUAAUUGUUUGGUGCUAG